Messenger RNA from Trifolium pratense (red clover), 1657 nucleotides. Its product is annotated as receptor-like protein EIX2. NCBI's taxonomy places the organism in Eukaryota, Viridiplantae, Streptophyta, Magnoliopsida, Fabales, Fabaceae. The transcript has a single exon. Gene Ontology annotation, molecular function: protein binding. The record is from RefSeq and is a predicted model, not a curated record. The coding region runs from base 895 to 1497 and encodes 200 amino acids.
AACUUGCAUAUCUCAACCAUCUUGAUCUUUCAAACAACUCUUUUAAUGGAUCCAUUCCUGAAAGUCUUGGUCAACUUGUCAAUUUGGAAUAUUUAGAUAUUUCUUCAAACAAGUUGGAUGGAAUAAUGUCUAUGAAAAACGGAUGGCAUUUAAAUUUGUAUUAUUUGAAUCUCUCCCAUAAUCAAAUCACUGGUUCACUUCCAAAAAACAUUGGUCAUGUAAUGUUGUCUUUGGGAAACUUGUUUCUACAAAAUAACCACUUAAAUGGUUCAAUACCAACCUCUUUGUGCCAAUGUCAACUGAACAACCUUGACCUUUCAAACAACCAUUUGUCCGGUGAAAUUCCAAAUUGUUGGAAGGAUAAUCAAGAAUGGUACGAGAUAAAAUUGUCAUUCAACAAACUAACUGGAGCAUUUCCAAGCUCAUUCGGGAAUCUUUCAUCAUUGGUUUGGUUGCAUUUGAACAAUAAUAGCCUUCAAGGAGAGUUUCCGACAUCUUUUAUAAAUUUGAAGCAAUUGUUGAUUUUGGAUCUUGGUGAGAAUCAAUUCACUGGGAGUAUACCAUCAUCAUGGACAGCAAGUACAUUCCCUUUCCUACAAGUUCUUAGACUACGAAAAAACAUGUUGAGUGGCAGUAUUCCUUCACAACUAUGCCAACUCAGAUCACUACAAAUUUUGGACCUUUCCAGAAACAAAUUACAAGGUUCAAUACCUCAAUGCAUAGGAAACCUUGAAGGAAUAAAAUUGAAAACAUCAUUAUCAUCUCCAGUUCUCAUGCAGUCAUACAAUUUAAUAUGCUGCUACUCCUGCAUCUGAAUGGUCUGAUCAAGUUGUCACAGAAGUAGUGAAAGGAGUGGAACUUGAGUAUAAAAGAAUAUUGAAGCUUGUAGUCAAUAUGGAUUUGUCACAAAACAAUUUGAUUGGAUUUAUUCCUAAUGAAAUCACUUGGCUCACAGGACUACAUUUCUUGAACUUGUCAAAAAAUCAAUUGAAAGGAGAGAUUCCUCGAUUAAUAGGAGACAUGAAAUCGCUAGAAUCCUUGGACAUGUCUCAAAACCAACUUUCAGGAACAAUUCCAAACACCAUGUCUGCUUUAACUUCAUUGAGUCUUUUAAACUUGUCACACAACAACCUUUCAGGACCAAUUCCCAAAGAUAAUCAGUUUUUGACUCUUGAUGACCCAUCUAUUUAUGCUUACAAUCCAUACUUUUGUGGAUCUCCACUCCCAAAUAUGUGUCCUGGUGAUAUUUCACAUAGAACUUCUGAAACCAAAGGUGAUGCAGAUAAGGACGAGGUAGAAAAAGUAUUGUUCUAUUUUGUCAUAGCACUUGGUUUUGCAACUGGUUUAUGGGUAUUUAUUGGCACUUUGUGGUUGAAGAAGAAUUGGAGACAUGCUUACUUCAGAUGGGUGGAAGAUGUUGCUGACAAGAUUUAUGUGGCAUUUGUAAUUAAAGUGCCAAAGAUAAAGAAGAAAAUGAUGAGAAACCAUGUCCACUAGUGAUUAUAUGUUUAUGUUUCUUGGUUGUUUAUUUCUGUUUUCCUCAAUGUUCCAUUUUAGAUCAUAAAGAAUAAUAAGGUUCAUACCACUCUUUGUAUUUGCUUUCUUGUGAUAUACUGUAUUUGAUAAUAGUUCAGACAAAUAUAAGUAUUUGAAUAAC